Messenger RNA from Penicillium mononematosum, 1944 nucleotides. RefSeq names its product Myb-like DNA-binding domain protein. The record is from RefSeq and is a predicted model, not a curated record. Gene Ontology annotation, molecular function: histone binding; protein heterodimerization activity. NCBI's taxonomy places the organism in Eukaryota, Fungi, Ascomycota, Eurotiomycetes, Eurotiales, Aspergillaceae. The transcript has a single exon. Gene Ontology annotation, cellular component: nucleus. The coding region runs from base 1 to 1944 and encodes 647 amino acids.
AUGAACGACCAGGACGGCAGCAUGGACCACUCGAUGCAGGACAAUAUGGAACGACCGGCGAAGAGACCAUGUCUAUCAUAUACUCCCGACGACGACGAAGAAGUCCCAGCAGAGUUCGAUCUUCCGGCUGCACGCGCACAAAAUGACUCGCGACUCAAGUCUCUCUUCGAAGGCAUUUUCGCGAAAUACAGCCAGGACUUUACCAACAUUGGUGAUGAGAUUGACUUGCAGACCGGGGACAUCGUGGUAGACAAUGGGCAUCUCCUGGGCAUGCGGGGCGAGGACGACGCUGGUGACCACCUGCGAUCAUGGCUCCCCCAGGGUAACCUGGAUGGGCCGGAAGAUCCCGAUGCGGACGAUGACAGCGACACCAAGGAAGAGGAGGAUGAAUUCUUUUCUAUGGCGUCUUCUCCUGGUGGUCGCUCUUCGAAUGCUCCACGCGAAGAGUCGCCAUCGAAACAGCUGCAGACAGACAUGGAUACCUCCUUGGAUUUCGUGUUUACUUUUAAAGCAUCUGGGACUGCAGGGCACAGUUCUACGACCAAGGAAGAACAUGUCUCCCAUCCUGCCAACCCUAUCCCAACUUCCAAAUCGCAAGAUCCUCUCUGGGCAGUUCCAGACUUGCCCCCAUCUUUUUCAACACCCACCACCGAGACCCGCAAAUCAAACGUGGGCUUCUCUCCACCUGCCAGGUCUCAGUCUCCGCCAGGGAGCGGCUCUGUCUGGGCUGUGCGCAAGCCCCGUAAGCCACGCACAGAAACGAAACCCAAGGCCACGCCGACUAAGCGCCGACCAGCCGCGAAGCGCAAAUACCACUCUAGCCCUGUUACACACGACUGGUCUUUUGCGGCAGUACCAGAUGGAAACGAGUCAGACGACCCUUUGCAGGACUAUGAGCCGUCACCAACACCAUCGAAAGUGAAAAUUAUCCGCGGGAAGCGCCACAUUCCCACGAAAGAGAACGAUGGUCCAUCUACUCCUUCGAAGCAACCAGAUCCUGUUAUUGAAGUGGAUGAUCACGAAGGGGGCUGCGAGACGAGGGAUCAAGAGGAGGAAGUGCCUGACGCGGACCUCGAAGAAGAGCGCUGCGAAUCGAGCAAUCAUAUAGAUGAAGGGUCUGAAGCAUGUCCCGAAGAUGGAGGCUACGAACAGAGCCACCAAGAAGACGGAGUGCCUGACGAACAAUUCAAAGAAGGCUGCGGACCAAAUGACCAAGAAAAUGAAGCACCUGGAGCAGAAUAUAAGAAUGAAGUGCCAUUUGAUCCUAUGGUACAAGGCGAUUUAACACCCAAGACCACAGCCAGCACCCUGGCCCCAACGCCGUACCCUAUGGAAAACACUCCAAGCAAAAGGCGGCCCAUUGCACCCGAUGAAGCAAAGUUGAUCGUGUGCAUGAUGCACAAACAGGAAAAGAAGGCUAGCGAUGUGAUGCACAUGCUGCCAGGUCGCGAAUACCAGACAGUUUGGCACUGGUUCUACAAUCAUUGGACCCGCCGCCUCGCCAAUCCGCCUCCCCUUUCCGCUGCCUGGUCAUGGCCUGAGUUGGAAACUCUGUCCAGACUCAGCACCCAAUCGGAUCUUACCUGGGGUCAAAUACAAAGUCGGUUCAAGGGCCGAUCACGACAUGAGGUUGAGUUUGAGCUGCUGCGUGCUUUUGUUGGCGAGGGCUUUACCUCUGGAAUGAUCGGGGACAUGGAGGAACAGGCGGAACCGGAAGAGCAGCAGCAGGAAGAAGAAACACUGGACGAGAUAAAGGAUGAACCGGAAUCUGAAGCAGUAGUGGAGGAAGUCAAAGAUGAGACCGGAGAUAGCGAUGCUGCGUCUGAAGACACUGCCCAGGAAGAGCUUGAGCAGCUCGGCAUCAAAGAAGUGACCAAGACAACCGACAGUAAGGCGUCUGCUCCAAAAGGCUUCUUGGGCAUUUUUAUAAACUCUCGAACAUGA